Anastrepha obliqua is the source of this 2254-nucleotide messenger RNA. It is a transcript of the gene TBPH, whose product is annotated as TAR DNA-binding protein 43. The record is from RefSeq and is a predicted model, not a curated record. The transcript is spliced from 7 exons. NCBI's taxonomy places the organism in Eukaryota, Metazoa, Arthropoda, Insecta, Diptera, Tephritidae. The coding region runs from base 358 to 2085 and encodes 575 amino acids. Gene Ontology annotation, biological process: regulation of gene expression. Gene Ontology annotation, cellular component: nucleoplasm. Gene Ontology annotation, molecular function: RNA binding.
GGAAAAUGAGUGCUUUACGUUCACAUUUUGGGAAAUUGUAAAUAUAUAUUUUUAUUUCUGCUCAUUUUGUGAAUUGUGUCGACGUGAAUGAAGCUAUGAACGGUGACGAGUGAAACGUGUGCAUAGCGUGAAAAGAGCGUUUUGAAAGGAAGAGAAAAGUGGAACACUGGCGUAGUUCUAGAUGUACAUUGCUUAAAAGAAUAUACUAAUUACAACAGCACACAGUUUUUAUAACUUUCAAUAUAAGUUAAAAGUUGCUUAUUUCAAAAUAUUAGGUGUGAAUUUUGAGAGCGAGCGAGCGAGCGAACGAACGAACAAGCAGCGUGCGAAAGCGUUAAGAGAGAAGUAAAACGAAUUAUGGAUUUUGUACAAGUAGCAGAAGAAGAAGGUGAGGAGCCCAUAGAGCUUCCAGCAGAGGAGGAUGGAACCCUACUCCUUUCCACUUUGCAAGCCCAAUUUCCCGGUUCAUGUGGUUUAAAAUAUCGCAAUGAGGAUACGAAGGCCGUACGUGGGGUACGAUCGAAUGAGGGACGCUUGUACCCACCCUCUUCUGAAGAUGGUUGGGGUUCUAGCGUAUUUUUCUGUGUUUUUCCAAAAGAAAACAAGCGGAAAAGUGAUGACAAUUUGGAGAAUUCCACCGCCAAAACAAAACGCAUUGAAACUCGUUUACGUUGCACCGACCUAAUAGUUUUAGGUUUACCCUGGAAAACAACGGAGGAUAGUUUACGCGAGUAUUUUGAAAGUUAUGGCGAAGUGCUAAUGGCACAAGUCAAAAAGGAUAUGAAAUCUGGUCAGUCGAAAGGGUUUGGAUUUGUACGAUUUGGUUCGUACGAAGCCCAAAUGCGUGUACUCUCAUCUAGACACUUAAUCGAUGGUCGUUGGUGCGAAGUUAAAGUACCGAAUUCAAAAGGUAUGAUGCAUCAAGUGCCAUGUAAAGUGUUUGUUGGUAGAUGUACUGAGGAUUUGACCGCCGAUGAUUUGAGAGAUUAUUUUUCAAAAUUCGGCGAAGUAACCGAUGUUUUCAUACCGAAACCUUUCCGUGCAUUUAGUUUCGUAACGUUUUUGGAUCCUGAAGUAGCGCAAUCCUUGUGUGGUGAAGAUCACAUAAUAAAAGGUGUAUCGGUUCAUGUUUCGAAUGCAGCGCCUAAAUCUGAACAAAAUCGCAAUUCUGGCCAUAAUCAACAACAUUUUUCCUACAAUUCUCAGAGCAGCAUCGGUAGCGGACUCCAUAUGCUGCAUCAUCAAGGCCUUAAUGCCAGUAGCAGCGGUAGUGGCGGUGGUGGGGGUGGCAGUAGCAGUUCUUCUUCUGGCCGUAAUGGACACCAACGAUCUAGUAGCUCUAACAAUAUGUUGGGCGACGGUUCUAUGAGUGGUGGUGGUGGUUCUAGCAGUGGUUCUUAUGGCAUGAACGGUAACAGCUACGGCGGUAAUAACAAUGGAUUCAAUAGUGGAAGCGGUCUGGGAAGUAGCAGUAGCGGAUUGAUAGGUUCUGGUAAUCGACAAGAUGGAUCAAUCACUCCAUAUAAUCGUGGUAAUGGAGGUAAUUAUAUGAAUAGUCGUUCAAUGGGUCCUCAGCAUAGUGGUAGUGGAAAUAUGGGUUGGAAUAAUCAAACAAAUCGUGGGCACCUAGAUAUGCCAAAUUUACAAGCAUUAGGCAUAAAUCCCCAAGGGCCGAAUCCACCAAACCAAGGCCAAAACAUGAACAAUCCAUUGGGGGUGGGCCUUAAUUUGAACUCGUUGCCAAUGAAUCCUGCUAUUGUGGCGGCUGCUUUAAAUCAAUGGAGUAUUCUGGGCAACCAGUUACAGAAUCAGUCGCAAGAUCAACAGGUAUCAAAUCAGGGAGGCAAUUUUUUGUCUUGGAUGGCCCAAGCUAGUAGCUCCGGAAACGGUGGAAGUUUAAAUGCCGGAGGCAAAAACAGCAACUCAAAUAACCCUAGUUCUAAUGGAAAUCCAGGCAUGGGCUCAGGAUCCUGUAAUGACACACAACAGAAUGGCAGUACUAAUUCGAGCAGCCAAGGUUGGUCUCGUCAAAAUUCUGGUGGCGUGUCGCAAGGUCCGGUGGAUGUUAAACCGAAAUUUAUUUAAAUUUACAAAACUUAGGAGAGCGUGUGUGUAUGAAAAUUUUGACGCGAUUUUUAAAUUCUGACCGGUAUUUCAUUAAACAUAAACAAAAUAUGUAAUCGUAAAAUGGUUAAAAUCAUUCUUAACAGUAUCUUCAUCUGAAUAAAGUUUUAACCUGUAUUGUAGUGAAAAA